Onthophagus taurus is the source of this 2667-nucleotide messenger RNA. The record is from RefSeq and is a predicted model, not a curated record. NCBI's taxonomy places the organism in Eukaryota, Metazoa, Arthropoda, Insecta, Coleoptera, Scarabaeidae.
GUGGUUUUAUAUUUCAUUGCUUAUUCUUAAAACGAUUUCCUUUAAAACUAAUAAGAAAAAAAAAAGUUAUCGUGUUAUUUGUUUGAGAAACGUUGAAGCAUUUAGUUGAAGGUUGUUGGGAUUUUUAAGAUUGGUUUUUAUUAUGAGUGUGUCCAGUUGAUGUCAGUUUGUCACUGAGUUAGGUGAAAACAAGAUGAGGUGCUAAUUUUAACCUUUUAAUUAAAUCAUUUUUAAAAUUUUAAGAAGAAAGUGUAACUAUUUCUGUUAUGUAAGUGUUAAUUGAUUUUAAAAAAUAAACAAAAAAAUGUAGUAAAGUGGAAUUUUACCCACAAAUAAUUUAAAUUUAUAAUAAGACUUUUUUAAAUGUUAACCUGCAUAUCAUGAAGAUUAAAUAACAAUUGAAAUGAUAAUAAAAAGAUUUGAAGAUGUAAAAUAUAAAAGAUUUUAAUAAAAUGGUUUACCAAAAUCGAAUUUAUCUACCAUCGGAAGCUAACGGCAUCGAAACCAACGAAUAUUUACAAAAGUUCGUCAAAAGAGAAUUUCCAAAUGAGACCGUGCAUAGCGUUCCAAAAAGUUUUCAAAAAAGCGGCGAAAAACAAGCGAUUUUAGCGGAGAAGGUUAUUUUUGAUAGACUUCGUGGGUUGAAAAGUGAAAAUCGAAUCAAAGGGCUUUGGUUAAUAUUCUUUCAUAGUGCAUCUUACGCCGGGCGUUCAUUUAGGAAUCAACGAGAUGGGAAAUUAAUGAUUAGAGAACACGAUUUUGUGUUAUUUAUUAAAUAUCAUAAUAACAUCCAUGUUGUUUUAAUCGAAGUUAAAUCAACACACGAUUCUAACGCAUCAAUAAAAGAUUUAGAAGUUACAAGCGAUGCAAAGGUCAUCAAAAAUAAUAAAAGGUCAGCCCAACAUCAAUUAAGAGAUCAUUUGGAGGUUUUAUUAAAAUUUUUGGGAAUUUCCGAACAACAUGCAAUCCAAAUGUAUAUUAUGUGGCCUUUUUUGUCCUCUUUAACGCGUGACCCUAAACACCAAAUUAUAAAGCGAUGGAAAGAUGAACCUAAUUUGCACGUUUUUGAAGAAACUUUAUCGAAACAAGAAUAUUUUAAUCAAUGGUUUUUAGAUUACGUUUUAACGACGAAAUCAAUUGGGGAAGAUUAUUUUAAUACUUUAUUAAAUAGAUAUAUUGUUUUAAGUUGUGGAGUUUUUGUCGACGAAAUAAACGAAGGAAUGUUAGCUUUAUUAAAUCAAGAACAACUCGAGCUUUUAAACAGUAACGUUUGUAAGAUGGAAAAAGGAAAACCUUUGGUGGUACAUGGUGCUGCUGGAACCGGAAAAACUUUAUUAAUAUUAAAAAAAUUGGAGGAACUAUUUUAUCAAGGGAGAUUAAACGACGAAAAUCGGGCUUUAUAUAUUUGUUAUUGGCCGGGGAUACGAUGUGAAGUCGAAGAAAAAUUAAAAAUUCUCAAGAUAAAACAAUUUGUUGAUACAACUCGUUUUUAUAUCUCCCAAUCGGGGUUUAUGCGUUUAAACGAGCGAAAUUACAAACACGUUUUUAUGGACGAAGCUGAAGCUAUUUGUUUGGCUUUUGACAAAGAAAUCAUGACGACAACUUUAUCUACGAUUUUUCAAAAAUACCAAGAUGGAAAUAAGAUAAGUCAUAUUAAUCAAGAUUGGGGGGAGUUGUGGUUUUUAGUUGAUAUGCAUCAAGCUUCUUUGUUUUUACCAAGACAUUCCCCAAAUUUAUUAAAAACCCCAUCGAUUAUUUUAUCGAAAGUUAUGCGAUCAACCGGAUAUAUUUUUAAUAUUUUUAAACAAUUCUAUUCAAAUCCAAUGCCUAAUUUACCACAAAAGAUCUUAAACAACAUUAAUAUACCAAACAUUUCCUUGGGCCAUCACAUUUCCGGUCCACCAAUUUUUUGGUUAAACACCGAUUUGAACCGACCCAAACGCUACCCUUUAAAUUUAACGGUAAAAUUAAUCAUCGAUCUUUGCGGAUCAAAAGGAUUCAAACCGAACGAUAUUUGCAUCAUCCCAUUCUUUUUAAACGACUCCCUCAAUCCCAAAGUAUUCAACGAAGAAAUCGACCGACAUUUUGUCGAAAACGGUUAUCGCCCCCGAGCAGUUGGAGAAAUUGAGACAUUCAUCACGAAAAAAGGAGUGAACGACUUCUUGAUUUCGUGGGCUCUCAAAACUAAGGGGAUCGAAUUUACCGUUGUCGUUUUAGUUUUUGAUGAGGACGAUUAUGACACAAAAGAUUGCGAGGAUCGGAAAAGAACUUAUAUUAUGGCCUCGAGAUGCACUUCAAUGUUAAUUUUUGUUUGCCCGGAAAAAACUAAAAAUGAAAUUGAUAUUGAAAAGGUUUUUAGAGAAUAUCCUUUUAGUGUCUAAUUUAAAAAGUUUACCUUCUAAUACACGCGCUUAUAUAGUCAUACGCGGUUUACUGUAUACAUAUAAUUUUACUCAUUUGCAUCAUAAUCUCAGAUAUUUGGGGAACUACUAAAACUGGAACUAACACUAAACCUAGAACUAGAAACAUUCUAGUGCGUCUCUUUUAGACGGCUAAACCUAAAUGAUUGUAGUUCUACUAUAUAAUCUAAUAUACUGUACUUAAUGUUUUUUGUUCAAUUAAAUUUGAAAACUCAAAUAAUAAACAAUAAAUAAUUUAACUGUUUAA